Messenger RNA from Dermacentor andersoni, 3548 nucleotides. RefSeq lists its product as uncharacterized. Lineage: Eukaryota; Metazoa; Arthropoda; Arachnida; Ixodida; Ixodidae. The record is from RefSeq and is a predicted model, not a curated record.
AUGCAUGGAGUUGACAUGGAAGAACCACGAGUGGUUACUUCUCCGGGGGGCACUGCCAGAAAGGACUGCGACCACUCGCCGCCGCAGCAGUGGCCGCGAAUUAUGGAGGUCGACCCGCCCGGUCCAGAGGCAACGGACGCCGAGAAAGAUCAAGCUGAGAAGGACGAGACGCCCAAAAUUGCGAAGCACCUAAGACACCUGGAAGUCACGUGUACCAAACGCGUUGACUCGAGCUGUCGCCUGCUGCGCCAUCGGCGAUGCUUCAACCAUGCGCUGCUCGACAUCGGUCUGGAGAUCUGCGAAGACGCGCGAUGCGACAGCGAAAAUGGCGUCCGCAUUGCCAUCACCCAGGCGAGUGGUCGCGGGUAUGUAUUCGACGGCAUACGCGAGGACUCGAACGAAAGGGACGGGCUCGACGUCGUCGGGUUCCUGCUCUCCGAGCACCGCUGCAUCACGACCGUGGAAAUGAACUGCAUCAUGAGGCACUGCCCUUUGCUGCUCAAAGCUCUCAGGCUAAACAGGGACGUGGAGUGUGUGGUCAUUUCCGGAAUGGAUCCUGAGGGUAGCGCGGAAGACGUCGCCGCCUUCAAGGCGGUCAAGUCUAUGUCGCAACUGAAAGGGCUCUUCUUCGACACCGAGCGUUGUCCUCCGAAGUACACGAGCAACUUGCGACUGCACGGCCAACUACUUCGAGGAGGCACGAGGCAGCUCACCGCCCUCGACGUGGCUAGCGUGGAAAUGAGCCCGAAGCAGGCGAAACGACUUAUCGGGGCACUGACGCGGAAUCGAACUGUGACGCACCUGGUCGUCGGUGAGAACGUGUUCACGUCCGGCAAAGAGCUGUCGGGUGCGAACUUCGCCAACUACCUCGUCAACACAGCCACGCUCCGCGCACUAAAGCUGAUCUCGAAACCCGAAUUCACGAGCGAACGAGUCAUCCGGACACUCGCCCGCGCUGUGUGCCAGAUGACCACGCUGGAAGAACUGGAAGUGGACUUGGACAUCAAGAUGGUGGGCUUUUCCGCGCGGGUCGCCCUCUUCGCUCAAGUGGUGGCGGAAAACUCGACCCUGCGCCGCCUCCGGCUUCCGUCGGUGGCCUGCGGCUGCUCUCAAGCGGCGGACGCCCUGGAACACCUCGACCCCCCGGAUCCCGACGCCGCCGAGAAGAUGGCGCACUUGGCCCGGGCCGUGCGGAGCAACUCCGUGCUUCGCACACUCGAGAUAGACUUGGGCGGUUUCGGCGUAGGCGAGUGCCGCGAAUUCUUCAAUGCGGUCGGCGACAACGCCACGCUGAUCUCGGUAAUUGUCCGACGGCUGCCCGCCGAAGUGGAAGUGGACGGCAUCUGCAAAACAAUCCGGGAUCGCGGGCUCAAGGACAGAGUCCGCAUCGAGCACCACCACCUGACCCCGCUGGACAUCGACACGCUGCCCCGGUGUCCAGAAAUCACCGGCGUCACCCUCAACGGCAGGCACUUCGCCGGUGACAUGACCCGGUGCAAGCAGAUGAUUGAUAAGCUCGCUAGCUGCCCCCACGUGACGUCAGUUCGCGUGGACACGUGGUACUUCAGCGACUCCACGUACAAGGUAUUCACCGAUUACGUGACCAAAGCGACGACGCUCAGGGAGCUCGAGGUCAACGUGGCCGGUAUCCCGGAAGCGCGCACAGACGAGGCCCACCUGAAGAUCGAGAGAGAGCUGAUGUACGCCGUGGGCCUUAACCCCAGCCUGAUCGAAGUGAACAUCACGGGGAUCCUGCUGUACAACAAGUACUGCACCGUGCUCGUGGACGCCGUCGCGGCCCAGUGCGGAAGGCUGACGCACCUGCGCAUCACGCCGGCCAACACGAUGAACCCGACGUACGCGAACCUCUUCAUGCCGCACCUUGUGAACAGGCCCCCGCGGCAUGUGCGGGUGGACUUCUACAACUACAAGAACAGCGGACACGCCUCCUUACGGGAAAUCACGGCGCGAAACAACAACAACGUCUCGGCGGCGACUCGCUACGUGCUGGGCGACUGGAAGUGCGACGACGGAGCCCGGGUGCUCGAGCUGCUCCACGACCACCCGUCGCUCGUGCGCAACGUGCGGCGCAAGGCCGAGCUCGGCACCGUCGAGGCAGACGCCAGGAUCGCGCGCGCCCUGAAGCGCGUGCGACGCUGUGACCUCGACGAGUACAUGAGACUGGCCGGCGUCGUCAAGAGACGCGUAGUGUGCACCAAGCAGAAAGGCGUCCGCCUGCAGAUCGCAGAUAUCAACGAGUACUGCUGGCUGCACCUCCGCCUGUACCUCAAGGUCGCGGACGUUGUGCGAGUUUAAACUGACAAAUAUAUUUUAGACACGGUCACCUUUUUUUUUUCAUUACAUAAAGGUCCGGCACCUUCAAACUCCAGAAGGAAUACUGGGAGGUUUCGGGGGGUCCUAAAUAUUUGAAUAGAUUUUCUACAGACAGUUUCGGUUUCGUUUCCCAGAAGGCGACUGUCUCGCAACGUCAUGGCGCAGAAGGUUGUCACGUUGGAGCAGGACAUCCUGGCGAUGUUGUGGCAAUCGUUCCGUCUCGCUCGGACGCCCCCCUUUGCUGUGCGACGCGCCCUAUGCAGCAGCACAGUAGACCACCAGGCGAGCCGGAGCGAGUGUCAAAACGUCGCAAUGCCCUGCUCCCGCGUGGCAGUCUACCGCGUCGUGACGUCACGACACAGCCACCCCCGGGAAACACCACCAGAACUGGCUGUAGAAAAGCUAUUAAAAUAUUUAGGGCGCUCUGAAGCUUGCCAGUAUUUUUCUAGGGUUCAGAAGCAUUCCAUUCCCCGCAAAAAAAAAAAAAAAGAACGGGGGAAGAAAAAGAAAUCAUGAGCCAUUCCACUCUGUGAAGACGAUGAGCACAACGAGAACAAGGUGAAAGCAGGAGCCAACGCUUCGUCAAGUGCACUCGUCUUCUUCAAGGCGACAUAUGCUUUCCUGGCCACAGUAUAUAGGUGGGGUUCUUCUAAAGGGGAGAGGGUGUAAGGUGGGUGGGUGCGGCAAAGAGCGAAGGUGUGUUAGCGGCGAGGGUGUAGAAUUGAGAAUAAAGGAGUGCUGUGUACAAGGCCAGUGACACGGCCGUCUGUCAAUCACGUGUCAACGGCCGUGUGUCAGCCGGCGUGUCAAAAGCGUGUACAGUAGCCUUGUAUUACCUGUUUCGCUGGUGGUCGCGGGCUAUAGUGUCUCUGAAAGAGAUAAUAGGGGCGGUAGAAACCGGUGCUCGCGAAAAAAAAAGAAAAUACUGAAAUAGAAUAAAUAAAUAAAAAGAAAGAAAGGAAAUAUAGCUAAGCAACCAAACUAAAUUUUGUUGCCUAUAGCUUGAAAUUUAGCAUAGCGAAGAGAUUAUAAAGCUCCCUUUGAAACGUUUAUGCCUAUUGGUUGCAAUGUCUCGAACUUAUGGAUAAGGUAUAAUUCUCUGUAUUUUCUUUCUCGUCCAAAGCGGAAAUUUGACUGUAAGAUGUAGAGUUCAUCAAAGUUAUGACCUGGUUGGUUGAAAUGCUGGGCGACGGCUUUGGAAAGCUUUUUAGCUG